UCGGCUUUGUGUGUUGGCCUGGCAUUGGCUCUAAGUCUGCUUGAUGUGAACACGAUUGUUGGUCUUGCUGAAUCUGUCAGUAGCCCGGAAAAAUCAGCGGGUCUUCCAUCCAGCGAUGCUGGUUUGAUGGCUUCAGUGUGCACCCAGCAGGGUGCCGCUCAUACGCCUGCAUUCUCUGUGGAUGGGGACUACAGCAUUGGAGGCAUUUAUUCUAUCCACCACAACAUGCACACAGUGGACAACAACUACAACACAGCGCCUCGGAUUCAGAGCUGCACAGGCAGGGUGGACGCCCGUGGUGUGCGCCUCACUCGAGCGAUGAUCUUUGCCAUUGAGGAGAUCAAUAACAGCACAGAGCUGCUGCCAGGAGUCAAACUCGGGUAUCAGAUCCACGACUCGUGUGCCUCGGUACCGGUGGCCGUGCAUGCAGCCAUUCAGCUGCUAAACGGCAAUGACUCUGUGUUUAAAUCGGGCAACAACUGUUCUCAUUCUGGUGUGGUGAUGGCUGUCGUUGGCGAGUUUGGAUCCACGUCAUCCAUGAGUAUAUCACGUGUUUUGGGACCGUUUAACAUUCCCCUGGUGAGUCCCUACUCCACGUGUGCCUGCCUGUCAGAUAAGAAACAGUAUCCGACGUUUUUCAGAACCAUCCCCAGUGACCAGUUUCAAGCUGAUGCACUGGCCAAGCUGGUGAAACACUUUGGCUGGACUUGGAUCGGAGCCGUUCGGUCGGACUCGGAUUAUGGAAAUAACGGCAUGGCGGCCUUUCUAGAAGUCGCACUGCGAGAGGGGAUCUGCGUGGAGUACUCUGAAGCCUUUUAUCGGACCGACCCACGCAGCAAAAUCCAAAGAGUGGCUGAUAUUAUCAGAAGAUCAACAUCAAAAGUUGUGGUGGCUUUUGUGGCAAUUGGAGACAUGAAGGUCCUGUUAGAGGAGCUGGCUCAGGAGCCUCCUCCGCCUCGCCAGUGGGUUGGAAGUGAGGCCUGGAUCACCGAACCACAACUGCUGAGCUACACUUUCUGUGCCGGGGCCAUCGGAGUUGCCAUCCAGCAAUCUGUCAUCCCCGGCUUUAGAGACUUCCUGCUGGAUCUCUCUCCCUCUGAAGUGCGCGGCUCUUCAGUGCUGACUGAGUUCUGGGAGGAUGCGUUCAACUGCAGCCUGAGAGAAAGCAAUUAUACAUCCAAAAGAACGUGUAAUGGACAAGAGGACUUGACGACACUCCAGAGUCCGUACUCUGACACAUCUCAGCUGAGGAUAACGAACAUGAUGUACAAGGCUGUUUAUGCAAUAGCGCAUGCUAUUCAUAAUGCAUUGUUUCAAAAUGUGAAUUUCACCCCUUUUGAAACCCAAAGGCUGGAGUCAAAAGAGGUUUUUACUGAGCUUAAGCAAGUUAACUUUUCCCAAAAUGGUUACCACGUGUCAUUUGAUGGGAAUGGGGAUCCAGUGGCUUUUUAUGAACUGGUGAACUGGCAGAAGAGUGAGAGAGGAACAAUUGAUCCUUUAACUGUGGGGUUUUAUGACGCAUCACUGCCGGAAGGCCAAAAGUUUCUUAUCAACAGGAAAAUAACUUGGGUCGAAGGUGGCACUCAAGUUCCAGUCUCCGUUUGCUCAGAGAGUUGUCCUCCAGGAACUCGCAAAGUGUUGCAGAAAGGAAAACCAAUCUGCUGCUAUGACUGUAUACCAUGUCCUGAAGGAGAGAUCAGUAAUAUGACAGAUUCUCCUGAUUGCUUCCCAUGCCCCAGAGAGUUCUGGUCUAAUUCAAACAGAGAUGUUUGUUUCCCCAAACCUGUGGAGUUUCUUUCCUUUGAUGAAAUUUUGGGAAUCAUCCUGGCCGUUUUCUCUGUUGGUGGAGCCGUUCUGGCCAUCAUCACAGCAGUAACUUUCCUCCAUCACAGAACAACUCCGAUUGUCAGAGCCAACAACUCUGAGCUGAGCUUCCUGCUUCUCUUUUCUCUUAUUCUGUGUUUCUUAUGUUCACUAACUUUCAUUGGGGCCCCCUCUGAGUGGUCCUGCAUGCUGCGGCACACAGCGUUUGGCAUCACAUUUGUUCUCUGUAUCUCCUGUGUUCUUGGGAAAACUAUAGUGGUUCUAAUGGCCUUUAAAGCUACACUUCCUGGUAGCAAUGCUAUGAAAUGGUUUGGUCCUCCACAACAAAGGAUGACUGUAGUGAGUCUGACUUUAAUUCAGAUUAUUAUAUGUAUCAUAUGGUUGGUUGUGAGUCCUCCCUUCCCAGUGAAAAAUCUGAGCACCUACAAGGAGAAGAUCAUCCUGGAAUGUGCGUUAGGCUCUGCUGUUGGUUUCUGGGCUGUGCUCGGCUACAUCGGCCUGCUGGCUGUGUUUUGCUUUGUGUUAGCUGUUCUAGCUCGGAAACUACCUGAUAAUUUCAACGAAGCCAAGAUGAUAACCUUCAGCAUGUUGAUAUUCUGUGCCGUCUGGAUCACCUUCAUCCCAGCUUAUGUCAGCUCUCCUGGAAAAUUUACUGUGGCUGUGGAGAUAUUUGCCAUUCUGGCCUCCAGUUUUGGACUGAUACUGUGUAUAUUUGCUCCAAAGUGUUUCAUCAUUUUGUUUCAACCAGAGAAGAACACUAAAAAACAUUUAAUGAAUAAAAAUUAAAAUGUGGGUUUGUAAUUUAGCUAUGAAAAAAAAACAUCUUUCCAAAAAUGGCCUCCAACAAAGAGUUUCAAUUUGAAAAGCAUUGAUCUGAAACAUUGAAGUGUGACAACAAAACCAAGUGUCAAGAAAUAUGUAAGGGGGCAAAUACUUUUACUCAAGGUUGAACUCAUUAAUUCUUGAUAGAGUCAAAUAUGUUAGACCAUAUUUUGUCAGUUAUCAUAUUUAUCUUUAUUUGUAAGUAGUUUAACAUGUUCUCAUUGUCAGGUCCUGUUUUUUUAUUGAAUAUGUUUAGGUGAAGCAAAGAAAAAAAAUUAAAAAAACUACACAUUUAAAACUAAUUAAACUUUUCUCUGUUGCGUCACUUCAUUAAAACUUCACACAGGUUAUUC
Messenger RNA from Poecilia latipinna (sailfin molly), 2999 nucleotides. Its product is annotated as extracellular calcium-sensing receptor-like. Gene Ontology annotation, molecular function: G protein-coupled receptor activity. Gene Ontology annotation, biological process: G protein-coupled receptor signaling pathway. The transcript is spliced from 8 exons. NCBI's taxonomy places the organism in Eukaryota, Metazoa, Chordata, Actinopteri, Cyprinodontiformes, Poeciliidae. The record is from RefSeq and is a predicted model, not a curated record. Bases 127 to 2610 code for a protein of 827 amino acids. Gene Ontology annotation, cellular component: plasma membrane.